ACAGUCGACGAGUCGACAGUGAAGUACAAAUCAAAAUCAUUCCCUAUUUGUCAAACAAAAAUGAAAUUACGUGUAUUAUUAUUUACCCAAGUAACUUUUUAAUAAUUUAAGCCGAUUAUUGCACUGUUAGUACGUAUGUACACCACAAAUAACCAAUAUAUUCUUUGUUUCCCAUGAUAACACAGUUCUAAUUUCACUGUUAGAUGCAUUUUACAUGUUUUUAGUGGAAUCAUUACUGGAUAAAGUCCUCUCCCAUAAUUAAAUAAAUACUUAAAAAAUGGAGGCGGCUCCCAAGUUACCGAUGCUCUCGUUCGAGUUAAAUACUUGUACAGAGAACGUCCACUUUGGCCCCCAGUUAAAACAGUAUAUUGCUGCUUUUUAUGGUGAAGAUCCAGAAUCCUACAUUACAGAAAUCAGCAAUCUUGAAUCCUUAAGAUCAGCUGCAGUUCGACCAUCAACGGAUGUAAAUGGUGUACAACUGUUGAAAAAGUAUUUCUGUCAGCUUCGUUUUCUCAAAUCUAGGUUUCCCAUGGAAGAGAAUCAAGAUGCUGCAGUUCUAUUUUCAUGGAAAAAUAAUGAAUUAGACAUAACUUCAACAUCCAGUGAUAUCAGAUAUGAAUUAAUGGUAAUAAUGUAUAACAUUGGAGCCUUACACACUUUUCUUGGAGCCAACGACUCAAGAAACAAUCCGGAUGGUAUGAAAAUGGCAUGUACUCAUUUUCAAUGUGCUGCAUGGGCUUUUCAAAACGUAAAAGAAAAGUACCACCAAUUCAUAUCAAACAUCUCAUUGGUAGAACUGGUUCAUUUUUUUCAACAAGUCUGUUUAGCUCAGGCUCAGGAGUGUAUAUUAGAGAAGAGCAUGUUUGACAAUAGGAAACCUACCAUCAUUGCAAAAGUUGCUAUCCAAGUCUACAGUUAUUACAGACAGUCUCUACGUGUCUUGGAAUCAGUAAAUGAAGCCUACUUUAGGGAUAAAACCUACAAGGAGUGGAUGAAAUAUCUUCAAUUCAAGCUGACCUACUACAAAUGCAUCUCGUUCCUAUUCCAAGGGCAACAAGCUGAGGAACAACAGAAAAUGGGAGAAAGGGUUGCAUUCUAUCAAGCUGCAUGUGAACAGCUGGACGAGGCAAAGAAAAUUGCUGCUACAUUAAAAAACCAACACCACCAGCAAGAAAUAAAUGAGGGACUAGCAUUCACUACUGAUGUGGUUGAAGGUAAAAGAAAAGCAGCUAAAAAUGAAAAUGAGUUCAUCUACCAUGAAUCAGUGCCUGAUAAAGACCAAUUGCCAGAGGUUAAGGGUGCUUCAUUAGUCAAAGGAAUACCAUUCAGUAUAAAUGAUAUAGAAGUUUCAGGGCCAGAUAUUUUCUCCCGAUUGGUCCCAAUGGAGGCACACGAAGCAGCUUCCUUGUACAGCGAGAAGAAAGCUCAGAGAUUAAGACAGAUCGGGGAACUUAUUGAAAAUAAAGAUCAAACAUUGGCUGAAUUUAUGUCGUCAAUGCAGCUAGAUCUAUUGACCAAGAUGCACCAGGCUACUGGAAUACCGCAGGAGUUGAUUGAUAGAGCAGCGGCUCUAUCUGCUAAACCUAACGCCAUUCAAGAUCUUAUAAGUGCUAUGGGAAAGCUAUCUAAUAUAUACCAAGACGUUGAAGCAAGUUUGAAUGAGAUUGAUUCUUUAUUAAAGGCCGAAGAACAAAGUGAACAAAAGUACCAAGAAACGAUUGGUAAAAGACCACCGAGCAUUUUAGCUACAGAUUUAACAAGGGAAGCGGCAAAAUACAGGGAGGCUCAUACUAAAGCGAACGACUCAAACCAAACUUUACACAGGGCGAUGAUGGCUCACGUGGCUAAUCUGAAAAUACUCCAACAACCGCUAAAGCAGCUGCAACAUCAGCUGCCCUUUGUCGAGUUUCCAAAUCCAAAUAUCGACGAAAAAUCUUUGAAAGAUCUGGAAGCGCUAGUUGCAAAAGUAGACGAAAUGAGAACCCAAAGAGCCAUGCUAUGGGCUCAACUUCGAGAAUCUAUUCACCAAGACGAUAUUACAAGUUCCCUUGUAACGAAACAACCAAAUCAGUCGCUGGAACAGCUGUUCCAGCAAGAACUUCAAAAGCAUCAAAAUCUGAUUUCGUUGAUUGAACAAAACACCUCGGCACAAGAAAACAUUAAGAGCGCCUUAGUCGAUUCUUACGCUUACGCUGUAAAUUCAAGAAAAUACAUCCAAGAUAUACUCCAAAAGAGAACCACAACCAUAACGUCACUGAUAGCAUCGUUCGACUCUUACGAAGACUUAUUGGCAAAAGCUAACAAAGGGAUAGAGUUUUACUCAAAACUUGAAACGAACGUAUCCAAGUUACUGCAAAGAAUAAGGAGUACCUGCAAAGUUCAACAAGAAGAGCGAGAUCAGAUGAUGUCGACUGCGCAAGUGCCUCAAUGGGAGAGUCAUACGUCACUUGCCGCUCCUAAACUGAAAGAUUACUUGGACUCCAGGAAGAAGAGUGCUGCGUAUUCGGAGCCGAGUGUUCAACCACAACAGCCAACUUUAAGUUACUCAGCUGCUAUGGAUCUGCCUCCUGGUAUUAGGCCGACUCCAGUUGGAUCAGAAAUAACGGAUGUACCGAAAAAUAUUCAAGGUGAACCACAAGGUUAUAUUCCAUAUAAUUACCAACAACCUUCUGUUCCUGCCUCACAGAAUAUUGAUGAAGAGACUAUUAAAAAAAUGAACGCAUUGAUGCCAGGUGCUAAGACGUCAGUGCCUAGUCAGUACGGAUACAGCAACUAUAUUCCACCAACAUACCCUCAAAGUGCGUACCAACCAGGUAAUCAGUCUUACGGAAAAGAAACUCCAGAUAUUAACUCACCGUACGACCCUACCAAGGCGUUCACGGCUACUACUAACGCUUAUCGUUCGGUGCAGAGCUCCUCAACUCAAGGAUACGUACCGUACGCAGAAUCUAACGUUUCGAAUGUUGACAGAGUUGGAUAUCCUAGCAGGUAUCAGUACCAACAAGUACCUGAGAUAGCUACUACUCCAGCUGAUCCCAAUAUUAAUGCGUACUACCCACAUGGGUACUCACCGAGCCAGAAUUUACCGAAUGCUAAUACUCAACAUAUUACCGGCCAACUGAAGUACCAUUCGGUGGAGUACGCUUCUUCUGUGCCGAACAACAUCAAUUAUAACAGCUCUACCUACUCGUCGCCGCUUUCUAAUAUGUCUAGUACCAAUUCCUCAAAUCCUAGUAACUUGAAUAAUUCUUACGAGUACUACUAUGACCCGAAUACCAGUAGUGGUGCAGUACCGAAUGCUUCAAAGCCUCAACAGUCGAGCGCCAGCUCUGCAAACCCGAGUACCGCUAUGAACAACUACAAUUAUUACUACAAUACAAGUACCAGCGGUAGUGUAGCAGCGGAUACUUCAAAAAUACAACAACAACAACAGUACCCAGGUACUCAGAUGAGUCAAGCGCAGUACUAUCCCGCCAAUGCCAGUUAUUACUCAACCAGUACUUACAAUACCAACGUCCAAGGUGGUACCAAUCCCUCGUACGCAACUGGACAAACAUAUAAUCAAGUGACACCAGUGACCUCUCAAAAUGUUUCUCAAAAUUACAACUUUAACCAAGUUGGUUCUGGAGCAGGACACCAGCAUCAGUACUACUCGUCCGCUAACGCCGCAGUACCAUCCCAACAAGCUGUAAAUAACAGUUCAUUACCAAACUACGGAUACGAUCAGUAUUACGGCAACAACUAUAAUUCCAGUCAACCGAGUACCUACAGCGCAAACCAAGCACCUCCUGCAGCACAAGCUGCUCCAAGUAAUAUUCCUGCUGCCACCAAAUCCUCCUCUAAUGUGGAUCUGCUCAGUGGCUUGGACUUCAGCAUAAGCCAAGCUCCUCUAGUGCCUCAACAAAACAUUACGAUAAAACCCCAAGAAAAGGAAACAAAACCACCGGCUGUUUCUUCUGAAACCAAAAACCAAGAUCCAACACCAGUAACCACGCCCAAACAACCCACUGGACCAGAAGUAAAGCGCUUGUACGUCAAAAUCCUGCCGAGCAAACCCUUAAACAACGAUGAUGUGAAGAAAUUGUUCGGCCAAGAGCUGGACAGGUAUGAGAAGUUCGUGGAGACCUUGACCCACAAAACUUUGAGCGGUCCGACCACUCUGGAUAUUAAAUGGAAGGAGAUCCAAGACCAGCAGGAUUGCGAGCCGCAGAAGAAGAUCAUUUCCGUCGCUAGAUGUUAUCCUAUGAAGAAUAGGUUCCCGGAUAUCUUGCCUUACGACUUUUCCAGGGUGGAGUUGUGCGAUAGUAAAGAUGAUUAUAUCAACGCUUCAUACAUUAAGGAUAUCUCGCCAUAUGCUCCGUCAUUUAUUGUUACACAAGUGCCGUUGUCUUCAACUGUUGGUGAUAUGUGGACGAUGAUUAGAGAACAACAGGUCGAACUGAUCCUCUGUUUGGUAAACGACAAUGAGAUCGGUGAAGAUAUUUACUGGCCCAAAGAAAAAGGCAGUAGUCUUAACAUACUUAACAUGGUCAUAACGUUGCAAAACGUUAUAGUUAAGUCUCAUUGGACUGAAAGACUGAUAGCGAUAAACUUACCUGAAAAACGGGAGUCCCGUGUGAUAAUGCAUCUACAAUUUACAUCGUGGCCUGGCAGCUUGUUUCCAACAAAUCCUGAACCGUUCGUCAGCUACACCUUGGAAUCCAUCAACCUAUACCAACAACAGAAGACCAACACCCAUCCGGUGGUGGUCCAUUGUUCAUCUGGCAUAGGAAGAAGCGGCCUGCUCUGUUUACUGACAGCUGCUAUGUUCGAUGCUGCCAACAAUGCUAACUCGAUACCAGAUCUUACAGCUUUGAGUAUCAAGUUGUCCAAUUGCAGGAAGAAUAUUCUCAGAGAUCGAGAGCAUUUGAAGUUUGGUUACGAAAGUUUUUUGGCGUAUAUUAGGCAUAUAGUUUGUGAAGAUAAAGCCAGAAAGAAACUGAACGAGAUCCAGCCCAAGGUUAAGGAGGAACCACUGGAACCACCUGUCAUAGUUCCAGAACCAAAUAUAGAUCCUUUAAGUACUUUAGACCCAUUUUGGGCUAGUAAAAGAUAAGCUUUACAUAGUAAAUAUUUAUACAAUGAUGUAUUAUUAUUUUGAAUGUUAUCUACACCUUCAUUAAUAUUAAAUUCCCUGUUUAUUAUUACAGUAUGUACUUUUUAUUUUGAUAUUUAUAAUAACUAAAUAUUUAUAUAAUAUAUAAGUAACUGUAAGUGUAUAAUGAGAUAAUUAAAUAUGUUUUAAAGUAAUAAA
This is a messenger RNA of Diabrotica virgifera virgifera (western corn rootworm), 5293 nucleotides long. RefSeq names its product tyrosine-protein phosphatase non-receptor type 23 (gene mop). The transcript has 15 exons. Lineage: Eukaryota; Metazoa; Arthropoda; Insecta; Coleoptera; Chrysomelidae. Gene Ontology annotation, cellular component: endosome. Gene Ontology annotation, molecular function: protein tyrosine phosphatase activity; protein binding. Gene Ontology annotation, biological process: protein dephosphorylation; endocytic recycling; early endosome to late endosome transport. The coding region runs from base 278 to 5095 and encodes 1605 amino acids. The record is from RefSeq and is a predicted model, not a curated record.